AUGCUGCAAGCUGACACAUGCCCCAACUGCAACCUGGAUUCCGAGACAGUAGUCCAUGCUCUGUGGUCCUGUAAAAAACUCGACACUGUGUGGCUCCCAAAGUUUGCAAAGCUUAAAGAGCUUUCUGCCUCCCUCUCCAGCUUUGCUGAUCUCUUGUCUUUAGCACUUCAGGAUCCUUCGUGUGUGGAAGAAUUCGCAAACACCAUAUCCCUGAUUUGGAUGAAUAGAAACAGAGCAUUCUUCAAAAGUGUCUGCAUGCCCCUUGAAAAAAUCCCAGAGCAGGCCCGUGCAUUGGUGCAGGAAUUCCACCAUAUUCGACCAACCCAUGCAAAGAUCCCAAGAACUGCCCGUGCGGUCCGCUGGAAACCGCCACCCCACGGUCUGGUUAAAAUCAAUUUCGACGGUGCUAUUUUCUCAACCUAUUCCUCAGCUGGUCUUGGCGUGAUAAUCCGUGACCAUGCUGGACUGGUCUUGGCUGCCCUGUCACAAAGUAUUCCCCUGCCCACUUCGGUGGAGACAGUGGAAGUGAUGGCAGCGAGAAGAGCUCUCUUGCUUGCCAAAGAGCUUGGUUUUGAGAGAGUUGUGGUGGAAGGAGACUCGGAAGGGGUCAUACAAGCUAUCAGGGAAAAAACUCUUCUCUCUUCUGGCUGGGGUCACCUCCUUAAAGAUAUCCAUGCACUAUCUCUUUCCUUUAGUUGUAUCUCUUUUCUUCAUGUUAAGCGUUCGGGCAACCGGGUGGCUCAUUCUUUAGCCCGUAGAUCUUUUUGUAAUCCUUUGCUAGUCUGGAUGGAGGAACUUCCCCCAGAUUCUGUUGAUGUUUACAACCAAGAUCUUGGUUUUAUUAAUGAAUAG
This is a messenger RNA of Quercus lobata, 852 nucleotides long. RefSeq lists its product as uncharacterized. Gene Ontology annotation, molecular function: RNA-DNA hybrid ribonuclease activity; nucleic acid binding. Bases 1 to 852 code for a protein of 283 amino acids. Lineage: Eukaryota; Viridiplantae; Streptophyta; Magnoliopsida; Fagales; Fagaceae. The record is from RefSeq and is a predicted model, not a curated record. The transcript has a single exon.